CUGCGCGCGAGACGAGAGUUGGAGAGGGCGGAGCAGGAGCCGGGCAUCCCCGCGCACCGGCUCUAGCCAGGCUCCCGGCGCGGGCCUCGGAAAGCGCGUGGAGGCGAGCAGCCCGUCGCUCCAGCCGGCCACCCCGUGCCUCGGCGGCCGCCCGGCCACCAUGAUGCAGAUCUGCGACACCUACAACCAGAAGCACUCGCUCUUUAAUGCCAUGAACCGCUUCAUCGGCGCGGUGAACAACAUGGACCAGACGGUGAUGGUGCCCAGCCUGCUGCGCGACGUGCCCCUGGCCGAGCCCGGGCUGGACAGCGAUGUCGGCGUGGAGGUGGGAGGCAGUGGCGGCUGCCUGGAGGAGCGCACGCCCCCGGCCCCCGGCCCGGGCAGCGCCAAUGGCAGCUUUUUCGCGCCCUCCCGGGACAUGUACAGCCACUACGUGCUGCUCAAGUCCAUCCGCAACGACAUCGAGUGGGGGGUCCUGCACCAGCCGCCGCCGCCGGCGGCAGGGAGUGAAGAGAGCAACGCCUGGAAGUCCAAGGACAUCCUGGUGGACCUGAGCCACCUGGAGGGCGCGGAAGCCGGCGAGGAGGACCUGGAACAGCAGUUCCACUACCACCUGCGCGGGCUGCACACUGUUCUCUCCAAACUCACGCGCAAAGCCAACAUCCUCACCAACAGAUACAAGCAGGAGAUCGGCUUCAGCAAUUGGGGCCACUGAGGCGGGACGCCCCCGCCUGUCCAGCACCCUUACCGGCCCCAUCUCUCACCCUCUUUCCCUCAAAGCUGUUUUCUUUCUGGCUGUAGGGCGCGAAGGGCUUGGGAGGACUGCAAAGUUAGGCUGGGGGGAGGGUGCUGCGUUAUGUGCAGGGGGCGCGGCGGGGCCGCCUGGAGGAAGGGGCCUCUUUGGGAAGAGAAGAGGAAGGUGGUGAUGGGAGUCCGGGUUGGGGGGUCAAAGACCUUCCCAUCCCCCGCCAGCGGGUUGGGGGAGACUGUGUUUUACGUUAGUGGGAAUGGGACUGGGUGACGCCCUGCAUUCAGCCUGUGCCUUUCUUGGAGUUUCUUUUCUGUUCUUUCUGGGGGAGACGAGUGGAGAAGGGGCCUUGCCGGGCGCGGCGCGGGGUUGCCACACUUGGGAGCGCCGCCCCAGAGCCGGGCGCUGGGGAAGGCGGGGCACGCAGCCUCGGCCCGCCCUGCCCUGCCGUUGGGCUGCUAGAGGCCGCGGCGUUGCUAGGAUUGCAUCAGUUUUCCUGUUUGCACUAUUUCUUCAGCGGCCCUGUCUUAAAGUAUUUCGACUCUCCUUGUUCUGAAACUUCGGCGAUUCCAUUGUGAUAAGCGCACAAACAGCACUGUCUGUCGGUAACCGGUACUAGGUGAUUAAUGAUUUUCUGUUACACUGUACAGUUGUCCUGUGGCACCCCCUGCCCCCUCGGUUCCCAGCCCUCCCCGCCCCCACCCUAGUGUGUGUUAGCUGGCACCGCGCCAGCUUGUACGAAGCUUGCCGCUCAGCCAGUGAAAAUAAUAAUGUUAUUAUGAGAAAGUGGACUUAUCCGAAAUGGAGCCAACUGACAUUCUAUCCGUGUUGUACGUAGAAUGAUGAAGGGUUCCACUGUUGUUAUAUGUCUUAAAUUUAUUUAAAACGUUUUUUAAUCCAGAUGUAGACUAUAUUCUAAAAUAAAGAAAGCAAAUGUGUUAACGAAACUACAAAAGUUUGUUGCUUUUUCAUCUGCCCGCCAAUGGCCUUGUAGUGAAAUAAAAAUAAAUUCAAUUUA
Messenger RNA from Suricata suricatta (meerkat), 1766 nucleotides. RefSeq names its product MID1 interacting protein 1 (gene MID1IP1). Gene Ontology annotation, cellular component: cytosol. Lineage: Eukaryota; Metazoa; Chordata; Mammalia; Carnivora; Herpestidae. The record is from RefSeq and is a predicted model, not a curated record. The coding region runs from base 161 to 715 and encodes 184 amino acids. Gene Ontology annotation, biological process: regulation of lipid biosynthetic process. The transcript has a single exon.